UAAAGUUGAUUUUGUAAUUUAGAGUGCCCAGAUCAGAGAAUAAAACUAUUCAUUUCAUUGAUUGUUACUUUACCAGCAAGAGUUGUAGAGAAAUGGAUUUUAAGGUGAGAAGGUUGCAGCAGAUUUCUUUAUGCUGUUUGUCUGCUUCUGGUUGCAGCAAAUCAUUGUUUUCCUUCAGCAUUUUGUUUGCUUCCAUUCCCUAAAUUCCUAGCUGAUAUAUUGCUGGAAUCAUGUUAAGGAUAUUGCAGGGAUUUCUCUUCCCUUGUGAUAUUUCGAAGGGGCUUAAAGUUCACAGGACAUGAGGAAGCAAUGUUUCAUAGAAGAUCCUAGGUGAAACAGGGUGCUCCUACCAAUGCUCCUAAAGCAAAUUUUUAUCACAUGAUAAAAGGGCUUGGCCUCUGAACUCUUGAUCCUGUUAAUAUAGGAAGUGAAAGCUACCCUGUCUGCCAAGCCCUAAUCAAACUUCCCAUUUGAAGUCACCAGAUGGUCAAGGAUUCUAUGUCAAGAAACAAGCAUUGGCAUUGCAUCUGGGAUGCCUUUAUGGGCUUAACUUCCAGAAAUGCAAAAAAUUUACAAGUGGAAGCAGAUUCUUCUUAUCUUAUAAAGAAUUAUGACUGCAGAUCCAAAACUGUGAACAGAAAAACUUGGUGCCCCAGAGGACUCCAUAAGCUAAAAACUACAAUUUGAAUGCAUAAUUUUGUAGUGCAGCCUUUAUAUCUGUUUCUAUAUUUGUGAUGGCUCAAUAGCUGUGCCUUUGUAAUAGGUAGAAGCAGUAGCGCCCUAGUACACAACACUUCGUACAUGGCAUUGCUCAUGAGCUACCUUAGCGUUGUCUGGUUACUUAUGGCCGUUGAGGGUAUAUGCUGUCACAAUGUGGUUUUUUAUCCUUUCUGGCUCAGGGUUCACGCCACCUGUUGUGCAGCUUUCCUCCCUCCUAAUGGUUGGGAUUCGAUGUGUUUGUUUUCUUUUGUCUCCCUUGCUGUAUGAAGUGGUGGUAUUAUCGUGAUUGUUGAUCUCUAUCUGACAGCACACCAUUUACUAUCCCUCUGUUCUUCAACAAAUGAAUCCAUUCAAC
Rubroshorea leprosula is the source of this 1075-nucleotide messenger RNA. The record is from the annotation of a GenBank genome assembly. NCBI's taxonomy places the organism in Eukaryota, Viridiplantae, Streptophyta, Magnoliopsida, Malvales, Dipterocarpaceae.